GGUAAAUGACACGAAAUGCAAUUUCUUUUGAAUUCUAAAUACUUUCCGUCAGACGAUGAGCAUCAGUUUCAUUUGCUUUAGAGUCGUUGGGACGUAUGGAAGUCUUGCGUGACUGUGGCCAGAUCCAUUGCGGGGUGGGGCGGGCCUUGUCGCGCGUGCAAGGUCCGAUACCAUCCACUUUAUAUGUUUGA
Phytomonas sp. Hart1 is the source of this 191-nucleotide messenger RNA. The record is from the annotation of a GenBank genome assembly. Lineage: Eukaryota; Euglenozoa; Kinetoplastea; Trypanosomatida; Trypanosomatidae.